Paralichthys olivaceus (Japanese flounder) is the source of this 5767-nucleotide messenger RNA. RefSeq names its product RNA binding fox-1 homolog 2 (gene rbfox2). Gene Ontology annotation, cellular component: nucleus; cytoplasm. Gene Ontology annotation, biological process: nervous system development; regulation of alternative mRNA splicing, via spliceosome. Gene Ontology annotation, molecular function: mRNA binding. Lineage: Eukaryota; Metazoa; Chordata; Actinopteri; Pleuronectiformes; Paralichthyidae. The record is from RefSeq and is a predicted model, not a curated record.
CACAGCUGGGCUUGUGUGUGUGAGAGAGGAGACCUUGGCCUGUGUGUGCUGGUUGUGUAAUGAGUUAGGAAUGAAAUCUUGCAGGGGCCGGACUUCAUGAUACACCCAUUCCCCUCAAAAGAGAAAAUAAAAGGCCUUUAGCAGAAUAGAGUUAUGCACAAUUGUGUUGCAGAAUUGUGCAGCAGUAGUGAUGUGAAGAAGGUGGAGGGAAGGUUUGAUUUAAAGGUUUACAGCAGGAAGAGUGUGAGCAUGGUCUCUCAGGGCCUUUGGACACACACACACACACACACUGAGAGAAAUGUAUGGAAGCACUGCGGCACCACUGCGUGUACUCAUGGCCGCCUGGCUGUGCGUUCAAAGAGGAGAAGCGGAAGAUAGGAGGAGGGGAAUGACUCCACCGAGAGAGUAGGAGGAGGAGGGAGAGAGGACGGUUUCCUUUUCUGUAACACGCUGCCAGAUCUCACCGGGAAACGGAGCGAGGGAAGAAAAUAAUAGGCGAGAAAGACAGAAAGAAAGAGGAAGAUUAGGAAAAGGAGGAGGAACAGAGGGAAACGCCGCAGCCUCUCUGUCCGUCCUUUUGUCGCUAGUUGGUUUUUAUUUAUUUAACAAAAACAGAAACCCCUCGUCCCUUUUUUUUCAGCGGAGCCUCGCCGACUAACAUGGGGGGAAGAGAGAGCUCCUGAGGCGGAUCGACUUCCAGAGAAAGCCCUGAUAUGUGGAGCCAGAUAAGACGCGAGAGGAACGAGGCGCAGGGGGAAGACAUGUUGAGGGCUCCGUGCUCGUCUUGAGGAAACACGUUGUCGAGCUCCGGAGAAAAGACAACAACAACAGGAAAAGAACCGAGGAGGACAAAUGGACAGCAGGCGGUAGGCUGUGUUCAGGAGCCAGUGUUUUUCAUCCGUGUUUAUUCAAUUGGUUUGUUGUGAUCUGAAAAGACGGAGGCCUCUCAGGCAGCCCCGCAGUAAAUAAAUCCACGGUCAGCAAACAAGGGGGCUACAGCCGAGAAUCAAGCCCACAGACCCUCGUCUAUUCCAAGGGACGUUUUCUCCAUUUCAACCACUGGAGUCGAAUUAUUUAAUUGGAGUGUUUUAGAUUAAAAAAGACAUUUCCAGAUACAUCAACUCUUAAGGGGGUCAUAGAAAAGGCCCAGUGCAGUGACACUACCUGGCUGCAUUAAUUAUUAUUAGAAUAAUAAUAAUAAUAAUUAAAAGACUGUUUUAACUCCGGGCAGCGCAGAGGGUUUUCAGUUCAGAGAGAGAGAGGACACUAAAAGAAGAUUUUUAAAUGUUAAUGUCGACCGACGUCGCCUCCAUCAUGCUGCCUGUGUCCCGGGGUCUCAUGGACCGGGAUAGAGAGCUGGACGCCAUGGCCGGGGUGCACACCAACCCGGGCGGCGCUCCCGCAGCCGUGCGAGGCAUGAAGCGCGGAGACCCGGAGCCCGACGCGCAGACGGCGGCCGCUCUGGUGGACUCGGCCGGCGCGGAGUGCAAGCGUCCCCGCAUGGACGGUUCAGGAGGGAUCGGCGAGGUUGGUCAGAACAACGACCCAUUGACCCUUGGUUACCACGGCUACCCAUCUCAUAGUCAGGGCUCCCAGGAUAGUGCUGGUGGUCAGGAGGGACUCGUACCCCCACCUUUCUCCGCAUUCCCUCCACCUCCUCCGCCACCCCCCCAGAACGGCCUGGCCCUGGAUUACGGGGGAAGCCUUUAUGCAGCGGGGGCUGUGCAGGGUCCAGUGGAAGCCGGUGGAGCAGCUAACAGCGCUGCCAACGCCGCCAACAGCCUCAGUGCCCAACAGUCAGAUGGAUCCUCCCAGAUUGACGUACAGUCCGGGGUUGGCUCAGGAGGAGGAGGCGGCGGGGGGAGCAUCGGGGAUGAUUCGGACGCCAAGGGGACCCCCAAGCGCCUCCACGUGUCCAACAUCCCCUUCCGCUUCCGAGACCCAGACCUGCGGCAGAUGUUUGGGCAAUUUGGCAAAAUCCUCGACGUGGAGAUCAUUUUCAACGAGAGGGGAUCCAAGGGCUUCGGCUUUGUGACAUUCGAGACGAGCGCGGACGCAGAGAGGGCCCGAGAGAAGCUUCACGGCACUCUGGUGGAAGGACGUAAAAUCGAGGUCAAUAACGCCACAGCCAGAGUGAUGACGAACAAGAAGAUGACCACGCCGUAUUCGAACGGAGAGGGCCUUGCUGCUCUUCCAUACGCUGGAUGGAAGUUGAGUCCCAUGGUUGGAGCGAUGUACAGUCCUGAGCUCUAUACAGUACCAGGGUUCCCAUACCCAGCAGCGGCAGCAGCUGCUUCCACUGCGGCGACCUUUCGAGGCGCUCAUCUCCGGGGUCGUGCCCGGCCCGUCUACAGUGCAGUCAGGGCAGCUGUGCCACAACCUGCCAUCCCUACAUAUCCUGGUGUGAUGGCCUAUCAGGAUGGUUUUUACGGUGCGGCUGAUCUCUAUGGUGGCUAUGCAGCGUAUCGUUACGCCCAGCCAGCUGCGGUAGCAACACCUGCGGCGGCGGCGGCCGCAGCAGCCGCUUACAGUGACAGCUAUGGACGAGUGUACACGGCAGACCCCUAUCAUGCUGCACUCGCCCCAGCCGCCUAUGGAGUUGGAGCCAUGGCAACGCUGUACAGGGGAGGCUACAGUAGAUUUGCCCCUUAUUAAGGAUACUACAUUUCCCAGGAGCUCCUUUCUUCCAUUGAAUUACUCUAAAAGAGCUCCCUCUGUUGUCGUGGAGGUGGACUGCACCCAGUUUUAAAGCGUGGAUUCAACCACAGCAAAGAAAUUUCAGAUCCCACCCCAGAGCGGUCCCACGUUUUCUUAUAUAUGCUACUACAGAAAUAGAGGAAUGCUGUAUUAAAGACUGAUGAAUGGCCUUUACAUUAAAAAAAAAAAGAUGGAAAAAAAAGAGACUUAAAAUGGCCACCUUCCCUAUUGCACGGCUGUAUUAUAGUCCCCUUCUUAUUCCCUCCGCACUCAGCAGCACAAGACUCGAGAUGGAGCCCAGGCAUUCUUCCAAAGGCUGUAUGUGGAUAACUGACAUUUAAACAGCUGUCGACCAUGUAAGGCGAACAGGCCGAAAGCUGUGGCCCGCACACGCUCGACAUUUAAGGAGAGGGAAGCAGGAGAGCGAGGUGUCCACAAAAUGUGGAGCAGUAGGAAGGAGUGAGGAGCAUCGACCGAGCAUCCAAACACAGAUUUCUAAGCAGAAUGAUGAGUCACUAUAACAAUAAAACACCCACUAAUGAGUUUUGGAAGUCCUCUUUAACGUGGGCAGAUGGUAACGAGAGAGGAUUUCCUUACUCGUUGUGUUCUGGUAGGAGGGGGAAUUGAAAGAUGGCGGCGUGCAGAGAUGAUGCGAUGAUUUUUAACGCUACAGAGAUCAUGUCCGAAAGCUAAAGGAGGGAAGGUUAUCAAAGCUGUUCCUUACCUCGAGUUUUCUUAGUAUGUCGAAAUGGUGAACCUUUAAACUUUAAAAAAAAAAAAUUAUGAUAUGCAAUUAGUUUAGAGAAAAAAAGUUACCAAAUUAUUAUUAUUAUUAUUGUAAUUAUUCUUAUUAAAAAAACAUUAUUUUUGUUUGACUCAGCCACACAGCAGCCACUGCUGUUAUGGGACGUGUAGAUUAGAGUGAAAUCAGAAAAAUAGCCUCUAUUAAAGUAAUAUUACACCUUUAGUCAACAUAACACAACUAUAGAUUCACUUCAUCCUUUCAUGCACAGGAUUUCACUACGCUCUGUUUGCAGCCACCACUCAACACUACAGGAAGUGUAACACUACACUAAUAAAAAAAAAAAAACAUUUGCUCAUUUAGUUGUUUUUUUUAAAAGAUUAAAAUCAUCCUCCAUCCAAAAUCCUGGAGUUUGAGCAUUUGUUGAUCCUUUUUAAAUGUAGAGAUUUAUUAUUUGGAUAUUUCCCUUCACGCUCCAUCUUUUAUAGAGCAGAGUCUAACAUUGAAUGAGUCUUCCUGAAACCUACUUUAGUUGGUAAUUGUGUUCGCGACGCUGCCAGCGGCAAGUACUGAGCAAGAGAGAGAUUCUGCUGGCGAAUGAAUAGAAAAUAUUUAAAUGCAAAACACCUUACUAUUGUGCAUAUUUCUAUACCGUUGUAUUUCCAAAAUGUGGCUGUUUUUUGGCUUUUGUUUUUGUUCCAAAGAUUUGUAGGAAGCACAUUUUUCUGCCGUAUGUAUAAAUAUAUAAUCUUUAUUAUUGUUAUCAUAAUCCUUGAUAAUCCUAUUGCUGUCUUUAUUUGCUUUCUUUCAUCUUUUCAUUUUUUAUAUCUUUAAUUGUUCUUCAGUAAGGUGCAAGGCCUUGAGCUGAGAGCAUACCUGAGUAGAGACAGACUACGGGUAUGCUUGUAACACUACCAUACCUUAUUUCCUCCUCUUAGUUAAAUAUUCAGUCAGUCUAGGCUGGUGUUUGAAUUUGUUUGGUUUUUUGGUUGAUUAUAGGAUUUGCUAGCAUGACAUUUAAUUAUAUUUUAAAAUAUGCAGGAAAGGCUGGAUUCUUUUUUCUUUCCAUGUCCAUAUUUUGCAGGUGACUGAGACAUUUGGAAGAAAUAGGCCUGUAGCACUUUGUUAAAAUUCAACUGCUUUCUUGUCUUUUUCAUGUUUUUUUUAAAAUAUACAUUUUUGUAAUGCAAACUCCUUACAUUUCAGUUGUAAAAUCCGUCAGCUUGGCCGAUUUCCAGUAAAAUGCUUGAAAGUGUUGUCCUCGACCACACGCAGGUUAAAGGACCAGUGUGUAGGAUUUAGUGAUAUCUACUGGUGAGGUUGUUCAUUGCAACCCCUCCCGUCACCUCUGUAUGUCAAAUCAUUCAGCGGAACCUAUGGUGGCCUUCAGGUAGAGUAUAUAGGUGAAAGGCCCUCUCUCGAGACAGAGAUUGGCUUGUCCACUCUGGGCGACUGUAAAAACAUGUCGGUGCAAUGUUGUUGGUUCAGUGAAAGAGGACAUGCUCUCUGUGUAGAUAUGAAGGGCUCAUUUUAAACUAACAAAUUAAAGUUUCAGGUGAUUAUACACGAAUGAAAACAUAGUUAUGAAUACUAUGUUAUAUUUAAAUGUCAAUACAUCCAAAUCCAACACACUGGUCCUUUAAUAUUCCAAAAUGGUGAAAAAUAAAUGUUUUUUUUUACAUUUAUGGAAAGACCUGCAGGUCAUUAAGUUGCUUCUUUUCUAUCAAAUGUGCUGCUGUUUUUUUCAGUUAAAAUAUCUCCAUAUUGAUAUAGAAUGUGCUCUGGACUAAGAAAAAAAGAAAAGAACCUAGCCAAAGAUGCUAACCAACAGUCCCUAGCACGUUCUGGUUCCCAGCUUGAGAAGUGUUACACACAGAGUCGGACUUCUGGAGCCCCUAUAGGCAUGGACAAACCAGCAUGAGCGAGUCUUGUCAAGUUUAAAAAAAAAAAAACAAAAAGAAGUUUGCAUGAAUCUUGUCUUUCAUAUUUGACUCCUGAGCAGCCGAGCCCAGUUGUGUUCUUUACCCAUAAACUCUGUGGAGAGUGACAGGCAGCUAGCGGUUUGAAGCUAGUUCGACACAACAGUACAGUGAAGAAGUCCUUCUGACAAACAAAAUGGCUGCCGCACAAAGAUCAUUUUCCUGUUGUGGUUUUAUUGCCACUGUAUUAUAGUAAAACGAUGUGGCCAUUCUUCAUAGUUGUUAUGGUUUCUAUGACCAGUCCUCUUCCUCUGUCAUGUCUAUAUCCCCACCUUGACUGCCAUUAUGUUUUUUUGUUAUUGAAUGUCCAUAUAAAAUGUUUUAUAUAAAAUGUUUUGUUGUGAACCAG